Messenger RNA from Aquila chrysaetos chrysaetos, 2823 nucleotides. It is a transcript of the gene PIM1, whose product is annotated as Pim-1 proto-oncogene, serine/threonine kinase. NCBI's taxonomy places the organism in Eukaryota, Metazoa, Chordata, Aves, Accipitriformes, Accipitridae. Gene Ontology annotation, cellular component: cytoplasm. Gene Ontology annotation, molecular function: protein serine/threonine kinase activity; ATP binding. The record is from RefSeq and is a predicted model, not a curated record. Gene Ontology annotation, biological process: negative regulation of apoptotic process; protein autophosphorylation.
GCCGCGCCACACGGGAGCCCGGCAGUUCGCGGAGCAGCCGCGCCGCGGCCGCUCCCUCCCCGCCCCGUUGCCGUCAAGCUACCGCCUCCUUCCCUUCCUCCUCCUUCCCUUCCUCCUCCUCUCCGGGCUCCCCCGCCCGACCUCCGCCGCUCGGCAGCCCGACCGCCGGAACCGAGCCAGCGGUGGCCGGUCCGGUUCGGGAGGAGCCGGGACCGGCCCCGAAAUCGGGCGAGGGGGCCGGGAUGCUGCUCUCGAAAAUUAACUCGUUGGCCCAUCUACGUUCCGGGACCGGUGGGGAGCUACACGCCGCCAAACUACAGCCAGGGAAGGAGAAGGAGCCGCUGGAGAAGCUCUACCAGGUGGGCCCGCUGCUGGGGAGCGGCGGGUUCGGUUCGGUUUACUCGGGUAUCCGCCUCUCCGACAGCACCCCGGUGGCCAUCAAGCACGUGGCUCGGGAACGCAUCUCCGAGUGGGGUGAGCUGCCCAGCGGCACCCGUGUGCCACUGGAGAUUGUGCUGCUGAACAAGGUGGGCUCCGGCUUCCACGGCGUCAUCCACCUCCUCGACUGGUUCGAGCUGCCCGACAGCUUCGUGCUGGUGCUGGAGCGUCCGGAGGCAUCACAGGACCUCUUCGACUUCAUCACGGAACGGGGGUCCCUGUCGGAGGAGCUGGCGAGGGGGCUUUUCCGCCAGGUGCUGGAGGCCGUGCGGCACUGCAACAACUGCGGCGUCCUGCACCGCGACAUCAAGGACGAGAACAUCAUCGUCGACCUCGCCACCGGUGAGCUCAAGCUCAUCGACUUCGGCUCCGGCACCUUCCUCAAGGACACAGUCUACACCGAAUUUGACGGAACACGGGUGUACAGCCCACCGGAGUGGAUCCGGUACCACCGCUACCACGGCCGUUCGGCGACAAUCUGGUCCCUGGGUGUGCUGCUCUACGACAUGGUCUGCGGGGAUGUCCCCUUUGAGCAGGAUGAGGACAUCAUCCAGGGCCAGCUCUUCUUCCGACGGCGGGUGUCUCUAGAGUGCCAGCAUCUCAUCAGGUGGUGUUUGUCCAUGCGCCCCUCAGACAGGCCAUCUUUGGAAGACAUUUUCAACCAUCCUUGGCUGCAAGGCAUUCACCUGCCUCAGGAGACAGCAGAGAUCCACCUGCACAGUUUGAUCCAGGAGCCUGGCAAGUAACAGCUCCACGCCUCUCCUGGCCAUAAGAAGCAAAGACGACCAGACUUCCUCGUGACCGUAGCACUGAGCAGGGAUCAUCAGAUGGGAACACGCACAUCUUGUCCUGGAGCUGGGCUGGAGACCUGGUCUUCCAAGUGCUGGUGGCCACCAUCCAACCCAGCUGUCCUGGACUCCGUCUGAAUGACCCUGCCUCAUUUGAAGUUUUGCCAGUAAAUUUUUUUUGGUUUUGGUUCUGGUUAUGGAAGCUUCCAAGUGUCUUCCUGACCUGCUGAAUUCGGGACCGCGAGAGGAUCGGAGACCUUAUUGCGAGAAAAGCUUCAACAGGGGAAGGCUGAUUGGGGUGGAGGGCAGGUACUGCGGCCAAAUGGCUGUCUCUUCUCCGCUGUCACCGUACUCGAGUGCCUUCAGUUGCUAUCUGGGCUGUGCUGGAGGAAAUACUUGAAUUUUCCUACACUGCUGCUUUUCCAAGACUUGCCUGGGUAUAUAGUUCCUUUUCCCUUUUCAAAAAGAAAACAGGUCAGAAGACACUUGGGAGCCAAACGGGCGAUGCCUCGCCUCCUGUGCCUUCGUUUCGCGUGGAUUUGCUGGUGUUCUUUGCUUCCCUGUGCCCUCAUGAAUGCACAAACAAUGCAAACCAACAGAGCUGUAAAUGUGUACAAAGUUAUAUAGGAGCAGAGUUUGAUGUACAGUUGUUAAUAGUGUUAACAUUUUACCUUUUUUCUUUUUUCCAGUUUUUGUUUUUAAUUUAUUUUCAUGAAUUUGUUGUUUUUUAAAGAAAGAGUUCUAGCUGGUAGGAUAACUUAUUUAUUUAUUUAUAAUUCAUGUGGGUUUCCAACCCACGCCUUGCUUCUACAGCUGCUGAUCCCCCGGUUUUCCAUUCGGGUCUUCCUUCCAUGUCUGUCCUGUGUCCAUCCCCGGGCCCAUAGUGUUUCUGUUGGAUGUCUGGUGGAGGUGCGGAGCGGCUGCCUGCUCCCCAGCUGUCUGUGUACAUAGUUCUGGUUGCUGUUGUUUCCUUGCCACGUGCAGAUCUCAGUUUGCAGAUGAGUUUUGGUUUUCUCCACGGGUGUCUUGUUUGGGGCUGGGGAGGGGGGAGCCGGCCCGGGCUGUCCGUGCUGUCGAGUCUUUACAUGUAACCAAGUGUGUAGCCGGCGGGUUUUUUGUUAAUAGUUAAUAUUGUACAGGGGAAUUCAGAAAUCUUAUUUUUUUUAUGCGGUUUUAAAUAAAAACAAACCACUUGAUGUGAUGGAGACAUCCCUUUGUUGCGGGGCGGGAUGAAGGAUGCUGCGAGCACGUGGGAUACUGGUGACCACACUGUGGCUACUGUGGGGACCGCCGGCUUGUCUCUAGCCAAGGCUAAUUCCAAAGGUCCCACCCAAAGGCUUGCCGAGCGGCAUUAACCAGGACCAGCCAGCCGAAAGCACCGCGGGGAUGGCUGGAUCCAUCCCUCUGCGGGGUGUUUCCAGCACCGACUGCUCCUGGCAGGUCUCCUGGGAGAGAUCAAAGGGGUGUGGAGCCCUUUUUGUUUCCAUUCAUCCGCAGGCUGGUGCGGAGCAUGUGCUGGGGAUGGCGAGUAAACAAACAUCAAAGCAACCUUACGAAACACCGGAUGUUGUCAGCCAAAUUAAAUUUUGGUAAGGCA